This is a messenger RNA of Trichoderma harzianum CBS 226.95, 729 nucleotides long. RefSeq lists its product as hypothetical. The record is from RefSeq and is a predicted model, not a curated record. NCBI's taxonomy places the organism in Eukaryota, Fungi, Ascomycota, Sordariomycetes, Hypocreales, Hypocreaceae. The transcript has 2 exons. The coding region runs from base 1 to 729 and encodes 242 amino acids. Gene Ontology annotation, molecular function: catalytic activity.
AUGGCAGCUGUUCAGAACGCCCUCGCCAAGAGUUUCAAGGCUCUGCACACCUCUGGAACUCCCCUCAUCUUUGCAAAUAUCUACGAUGCAGUAUCUGCACGGGCUGUAGCUUCUUUGCCUAGCGCAAAGGCCCUUGCUACUGCUAGCUAUGCGGUUGCAGAAGCCGCAGGUCUCAAAGAUGACACAUUGACGCGGGCCGUUAAUGUGACAGCAGCUAGAAAUAUUGCUUCAGCCAUUCAAGAAUUCGGAAAGCCUUUGUCGGGCGUAACAGAACUUCUUAGGGCUGGCGUUGUCGGGAUUAAUCUCGAGGACUAUAACGGAAGCGCAAAGAAAUUCUACAGCAUCUCUGAGGCGGCAGAUCGAGUUAAGAGAGUGCUCAACACAGCCAGCGCCUUUGGAGUACCCGAUUUUGUUGUUAAUGCGCGAUGCGAUACUCUGGUCUAUGGCGGAAACCUCGAAGAAGUAAUUGAAAGAGGCCAUGCAUAUCUUGCUGCCGGCGCCACCACUGUGUUUGUGUGGGGUGCAGGCCGUGGUGUUUCGCGAGAUGAAGUCGUUCGACUUGUCAAGGAGUUUGAUGGAAAACUAAACGUCUUGUUGAACCUCUCUGGUGGAUUAACCACAAAGGAAUUGGCCGCCAUUGGAGUUGCAAGAAUUAGCAUUGGGCCGACUUUGCAGAUUGGUGCUAUGGCAAAACUGCAAAAGGACGCUGAAGCAAUCUUGGCAAUUUGA